CGUAUCAAAUGGAAAUAUAUUGAUGAUUCCAAGGAAAAUAUAUACAGGAAGCAUUAGAUUUGGAUGACUUACUACCACAAAUUGGUGAAUUUGGACGUUAUCAAAAAAUUUUAAUAUGGUGUAUAUGUUUACCAUCAUGCUUACCAUGCGGAUUUUGUGCAUUCAAUCAAUUGUUUAUGACUGAUGUACCAAGAGAUUAUUGGUGUUUAAUACCAGAAUUAUAUAAUAAUACCAUUAUUUCACCAGAGUAUCGACGAUAUUUAUCAAUUCCACCAAUUACGAAUGAUUUUUAUAAUAUUACACCUGAUGAACAAAUUAAUUUUAAUAAAACACAAUGGCAUAAAUGUAUACGUUAUGCCAUAAAUUGGACAGAAAUAUUAGAACAAACAAAUAUUGAGGAUAUUGUACCAAAUCCAACAUGGCCAACAGAACCAUGUACAAAUGGUUGGGAAUAUGAUUUAACUGAUAUUGAAUCGUCCAUAGUUGUUGAUUUUAAUUUAGUAUGCGAUCGAGCUAUUUACCCAACAAUUGGAUUAGCCGCCUUAAAUGUAGGUGGACCAGUCGGUGUAUAUUUCUUUGGCGUAUUAAAUGAUCGAUUGGGGCGCCGCAUAUCAUUUUUUUCUUGUUUGGCAACUUUGAUAUUUGGUAAUUGUUUAACAGCACUAUCCCCAAAUUUUUGGUGCUGGGCAUCAAGUCGAAUAAUUGUUGGAUUAACUAUUCCAGCUGUCUAUCAGAUACCAUUUAUUAUUUCAUUAGAAUUAGUUGGUCCAAAUUAUCGUUCUUUUGUCACGGUCUUAACCUGUUUAUUCUACACAUGUGGCUUAAUGCUGUUAGCUGGGGUCACUUAUCUAGUACGAAAUUGGGUCGCACUAUCAUUAGUGACAUCUACACCAUUUCUAUUAUACUUUAUAUAUUGGUUCUUUUUACCAGAAUCACCACGAUGGUUAUUAGCAAAAGGUCGUCUAGAAGAAGCGUUAAAAAUAUUAGAGAAUUUAGCAAAAGUGAAUAAUAAAGAAUUACCACCAGCAUUUCGUCAAAAAUUGAAACAACGUAUGAUGUUACAUCGUACAUUAAGUGAGGAGGCAAGAUUAAAAAAUGGCCCUGGUAUUGGAUCUUUAUUUAGAACGCCCAAUAUGCGCUUAAAAACAUGCUUAAUUACACUUAAUUGGUUUGCAAGUGAAAUGGUAUAUGUGGGUUUAAGUUAUUACGGACCGGCACUUGGUAGUAAUCAAUAUUUAAGUUUUUUAUUAUCAUCUGCAGUGGAAAUACCUAGUUAUCUAUUAUGCUGGCUAGUUAUGGAUCAUUGGGGCCGACGAUGGCCACUAGCGAUUAGCAUGAUUUCAAGUGGAAUACUUUGUACAAUCACUGUCUUACUUCCAGACGAUGCAGUAGUAGCUACAUUAGUAUUAUUUUUGUUAUCAAAAUCAGCGAUAUCAGCUUCAUUUUUGAUAAUAUAUCCAUUUUCUGGUGAAUUGUAUCCAACACAAGUGCGUGGUAUUGGUAUUGGAUUAUCUGCUUAUGUGGGUGGUUUUGGUUUAAUAUUAAUUCCAUUCAUCACAUAUUUAGGCUCAGAAAAUUUGAAAAUGCCUUUAGUAAUUAUGGGUACAAUAUCAGUAAUUGGUGGUUUGUCAUGUCUGCGCUUACCAGAAACAUUACAUUACCGCCUACCCCAAACUGUAGAGGAGGGGGAAAAAUUUGGUGCUGAUUGGACAUGGAAUGACUGUGUACGCUGUGUGCCUUUAAAACCAGAAGUAUCGACAUCUUCACCGUACCAAGAAACAGACAUUGAAAAUGAUGUAGAAAUGAGUACGGUUAGUAUGAGAAAUGAUAAUAAUGAAGAGACUACACCAUUGGACUCAAUGAAACGUAGAAGAUCGUUAAAUCGUUUAAUGCGUCAACAAAGUGUGAUGGAUACGCAACGGGACUCAGAUGGUGCUAUGAAAAUGACAUAUUGGUUUUAAAUUAAUUUCAAAUAUUGUUGUUGUUAAAUUAAACAAAAGUAUAUGCUUAUGUAAUAGUUAAUUAUA
Chrysoperla carnea is the source of this 2027-nucleotide messenger RNA. RefSeq names its product carcinine transporter. The record is from RefSeq and is a predicted model, not a curated record. Lineage: Eukaryota; Metazoa; Arthropoda; Insecta; Neuroptera; Chrysopidae. Gene Ontology annotation, biological process: transmembrane transport. The transcript has 9 exons. Gene Ontology annotation, cellular component: membrane. The coding region runs from base 177 to 1961 and encodes 594 amino acids. Gene Ontology annotation, molecular function: transmembrane transporter activity.